AUGUCUGGGACUGCAGCCUUCGACGCGGAGGUGGCGGAGGGGCGCAAGCUGGAGGGCGCCGACAUCGCCAUCAGGGAGGAGUACGCCGCGAAGGUGCGGGGCUGCGAGCCUGAGGCGGGGGGCGAGCCGUUCGAGCUGUCCAAGUCGCUUCGUGCCCACAUCAUCGGGGACCAGUGGAAGGACGAGGAGCUCGGGGCCAUCUGCAUGCAGCUCCGCGCCGAGUCUGGCGCCGGCGACACCCCCGAGGCGCAGCGUCUCGGGGAAGACUUCGCGCUCGAGCAGUUCGUGACGGUGGGGCCAGGGGAGCAGCGCUGGCUGCUAGUCCUCCCUGCGUCUGGCGGACCGGGCUCGGGUAUAUCGUGGAGGCGCUUCAUCUUGCUCCACGUCCACGCUGGCCCGUCAGGGGGUCACAAGACGGUGGUCGCCACUCGUGAGUGCGCCCGGCGGCUGGUGGUUUGUCCGGGGCUCGCGGCGGACAUCGAGAAGUGGUGCGCUAGCUGCUGGGCCUGCCUCCGAUUCAGGAAGCAGACUACGAAGGUGCAGGCCAGCUUCAUCGUGGCACGGCACCGGCUUCCUCUUCAUCAUGUGGUCAUCGACGUGGAGGGCCGCAUCACUCCCCCCGACGUCGACGGGCACGCGUACGUGCUGACCUACAUCUGCGUGGCGACGGGGGCCCCCCUGCUCGAGCCGCUCAAGCACCUGCAGCACUCCGAGGUCUGGCGCGCCUUCUUUCGGUGCGCGACUCGGGCCAAGACCUGGCCGAUGCUGGUGAGUUCGGAUCGUGGCAAGGAGUUCUGCAACGCUCUCAUGGAGGAGCUCUGGGCACUCCUCAACUUCGCAGGCCGCUUCGGCGCGUCGUGGAGGCCCUGCGAGCAGGCGGGCGCGGAGCGGUCCCACAUCGAGUGUGCGAGGGAGAUCGGCAUCUUCCUGCACGACGUUUUUAAGUGCGCCCCCGGCCAGUGGGCCGAGCUGCUGCCGAUCGUCGAGUUCGUGUUGUGGAACUCGCCCGGCAAGUCGGCGCUGUCGCCGAGGGACCUUUGCAUGGGUUGGUCGUUGGCUUCGCCGCUGGAGAGGGAGCUGCUGCCGCUGGAGCCCGCCGUUCGUGAGGCAGUCUCCGACGUCGCGGCGGCGCAGUUCGAGCAGUUCAGGCGUUUGCGGGAGGUUUAUCUUCAGCAUCGGGCUCGAGCCGGCCGACGCAGAGCGGAGCUGGCUAAUCGCGCGAGAUCGUCGAGGCGCCCGGAGGUCGGGGACAUGGUUUUGUUCAAGGACCUGAAGCUCUCCAAGGCCGUGGCCGGGCACGCUCCAGGCCGCCGGCCCCUGCGCGGCCCCUUCGAGGUCCUCUCCACGAAGGGCGACGUGGCCACGUUGCGGGACCCCGAGACCCAGCAGGUGCUCAAGGACAUCCACGGGGAUUUCUUGGUCGGCGUCCCGGGCCUGGUUGACGACGCGGAGCGCAUCGUGAAGUUGGAGGAGGACGACGGCCGUGGCAGGGCCUCUGCCGGACAGCUUCUGGCAGCGCGGCUGGCCCCUGGAGGCGGCGAGGCCGCCGAGGCGCUGGCGCCGCGCGUGAAGGCGCGGAUGCGAGAGGUGAAGGUCGGGCGGCUCGUCGCCUACCAGGGCGAGGAGGCGAAGCGCUGCCGGGUGGGCAAGGUGCUGAGCCUGGCCGAGGACCUGAGCAGCGUGACGGUGCACGUGUACCAGGCGGCGGUCGACGGACGGCUGCAGGUGGUCUGGACAGCGGCGUGCGACCGCCAGGAGGGCGCGGACUUCCAGCGGCAGAGAGUCGAGACGCUGGAGGCGAAGCGGGUGCUGGGUGUCGUGGAGCUCAACAAGGGCGUGCUGAACCACUCGGCGGCGAGCAGACUGGCGCGGGCUGGCUGGCGGCUGGACGAGGGGACCGUUCGGCACGGUGCCUUGGCGGCGGCGGCAGUGGCGCUGGCCGCGCUACGGCUCUCCGACCUCCCCUCGAGCCGCGUCAUCGCGCUCGUCGCAGCUUGCCGUCCGCUCGAGGAGCUCGACCUGAAGAUCGGCGAGGUCCAGGCGUGGGCGCACGGCGUUCCCCUCUUCGUGGAGAUCUUCGAUGGGGUCGGGAGGCUUUCGCAGGCGGUCCAGAGCUUAGGCGCAGCCAACGCGGUGUGCAGCGUGGUGGCCGGCAUCGACCUCAAGCGCAGGACGUACGGGCAGUACUGGGACCUCAGCAGGGCUAAGGACCGUGCCCGGCUUCGCUACCUGCUCUUCGAGGUGCUGAGGCCGGCAGGAGCCCACUGGGCGCUCCCCUGUGCGAAGUGGAGCAGCCUCGGUGGCCACCAGCCCGACGCCAACGCGCACGCGCUGGCCUCCUUCACCAUGGACGGCCUCGAGCACCUCGACGGCGCGGGCUGCCUGGCCUCCUUCGAAGUCCCUCGAGCGCACGCGCUGGUGGCAAGCGUGGAGUGGCGGCAGCGGUUCGGGUCAGCCGAGGCGCCGCGCGGGCGCUGGCGAUACGUGCUCCCCGACGGCUGCAUGUUCCACUGCAGGAGCCCGGACGAGGAGCCCCUGGCCAUGCAGAAGCCGUACGUCAUCGUGGGCAACUUCCCGCUGGACUUGCUGGACGUCCAGUGCCGCCGUGGAGCGCUGCGGCCGCUAGGGCGCGGUCUCGAAGGCGUCGAGGUCGCCUCCGCGGAGCUGGGCGGCGACGCCGGGAGCUCCAUGAUCGGAGCCGCGCGGGCGCUGGAGGGGCCUCGCAUGCCCUGCGAGCCUGGACGCGCGGCCGCUCCGGCCGCUGGGGUGACGAGGUCGGUGGACAAGCUGAGCGACGCCGAGAUGGCGGAGAAGAAGGCGCGGCGGGAGCCGGCGGCGGCGGCGGCGAAGAAGAAGUGGGCCGAGCUGGCCAAGAAGGGCGACUGGGACCAGGUGCGGAUGCCCGGCAAGUGCUUCAGGUUUGCCGAGGUGAAGGUUUCGCCGAGGCGCUCUGCGGAGUACAAGGCCAAGGUUCUGGAGGCUGUCGGGCUCGUCGGCGAGUGCGCGGGCUACAAGCACCUGGGCAGCCAGGAGCUGGAGGCGCUGAAGGAGAUGAUCAGCCUGAAGGCCGAGGCGUUCUGGGUGAAGGGCACCGCGCGGACGGUCAUGCGCGGCUUCAAGCACGACGUGGCUUCCAUCGUCCGCGAGGAGCUCGAGGCGGGCGUGGAGCAAGGGCUGUACUCCAGGGGGACCUCGCCCUGGGGCAGCUGGGCCUUUCCGACCAAGGAGCACGCGAGCGGCCGGAGGCGUCGGACCGUCGUGGACUACCGCAUGGUCAACCGCAGGAUGGUGAUGUUCGUGUACUACAUCCGCCGGUGCCGAGACGUCAAGGGCGAGCUGGUGGGCUGCGCCUUCAUCUCUGGCAUGGACGGCGCUCGCGGCUUCAACCUCCUGGUCAACACUGAGCACGCGAAGGAGGUCCUGGCUGUGCUGGCGGACUGCGGCUGCUACCUCCCCGAGGUGCUGCAGCUGGGGCCAGCGACGGGGCCCUUCGACUUCCAGUUCUGCACCGGCGAGCUGUUCACUGGCACCGGCCGCGGACGCUACGGAUCGGUUUGGAAGAACUACAUCGACGACUUCUGGGUCAGGACGGGGCAGUGGCUGAACGGUCGCGCCUACACCGACCGAGAGUGCGAGGAGAUGCUGGCGGCGGCAUCCCCCCCCCCGGCUGCCUCUCGCCCACUGGGCGACUCGCUGGCAGCAGCCGGGUUCGCGGGGGCCCGCAAGGCCAGCCAGAGCUACGACCACGCCAAGGGCGUGCUCGUGGGGCUGUGCGUGGCGCAGUCGGCCACGGGGGCGGCGGCUAUGGAGGGCGGCGGCGUUGCCUUGGCGAACGGCCUCCGCAUGCUGGUGGUGGCUGCCGCGGUGCGCACGGCGUCCUUGGUGGAUGAAGGGCUGCGCGCGGGCGUGCAGCUGACGCAGGACAUCUUCGAGGCGGCCGGCGACCUGGUCCAGAGCGUCUCCUGGGACCUCAGCGGCCUCAUCCACGAGGUGUGCGAGGGGGCGGUCCUGGUGGUGCGCGUCCUGGUCGUCGUGCAGUGCUGCUACGCUCUCUACUGCCUGCGCUCGUGGGUGGCUUGCCGCUCGCAGCGGGCGGCGCUGGAGCGCGCCGCCACCGCCGGCGAGGCGGCUCAGCGCGGACUCACGUCCAGCGCGCGAGCCUGCGAGGCCGGCGACGGGCCCGCCUUCGGCCGCGAGCCGAUGGCCAGGGCGGCAGCCGCUGGGAGGAGCCCGAGCGGGGCCCUCUCUUCAGCAGAUGGCGCCGCCAGCCCUGUGGUGGCGCUGUGGCGCGAGGCGGAGUUCGAGACGCCCCUGCUCGGAGCGGCGGCACGCCCCCGAGCGGAGGUCCUCCAGAUCCAGCGGAGCGCAGCUGUGGCGCUGCGGGACCUGGAGCACUCGGCUGCGCGCAGCUCAGCGGUGAAGGACGCGGGCGACCUGUGCGAGUUCGAGGUUGAGGUGGCCGGCAGCCGCGGCGUGCGGUAUGAUGUGCGGCUUCGCGCUGGACGCUUGGCCGCCGCGUUGCUCCCCGCAUCGUGCACUUGCGCGGACUUCGUCGGCGGCGUUGGCAGCCCCUGCAAGCACAUCGGGGCGGCCUGGUGCUGCGCGGUGGACGGCAACUUCAGCGAGCUGGUGGAGCUGGCGCUCGCGGCUGGCCGCAAGGAGGGAGCUGCCGCUGGACCUCAGCGACGCGCAGCCCUGGCGCCGAGCGACUCCCUUGGCCUCGCGGGGGCCGUGCGGGAGCUCCGCGACUCGGAGGCCGAGGUCGUGCGCCUGCGCGAGGAGGUCCAGCAGCUGAAGGCGCAGCUGGGGGCGACCUCCAGGCGCGGAGCCGUGACCGAGUUCCUCUCGGCGUCGGAGACGCUGGCGGCUUGGGCGCGGGCUUGCGGUGAGGCCGAGAGCUAUGUGUACGUGGCGUGCUUCACCUUCGACCAGCCGGGCGUGGUGAACUACCUGGAGGCGGCUCGAGCUCGAGGCCCCACAGUCCGUUUGGUGUUCAGCGGCCGUGACAAGGCCUUGACCAACAACCAGGGGCCGCGCCUGCAGCGGCUCCGAGCCUGUGGGUGCGAGGUGCGCGCUCACGAGGGCUCGCGGCUGCACGCCGAGGUGAUGAUGACAGAGCGCGAGAUUGUGCUGGGCAGCUGCAACUUCACGACUGCCAGCUUGGGCAACGUGGAGCGCGGGGCCAGCCUGCAGGAGCUGUCCGAGGAGACGGUGCUCGAGCAGAAGGAGUGGUUCGAGCAGCUGUUCGAGGCGGCGGCGCCCUUCAAGGACGGGAUCGGCGAGGCCGGCUGGGCGCGAGGCCUAGCGGCCGUGGCGCUGAGGCGCGAGGCGCUGGAGGCCACCUGGGCGAGAGGCCUAGCGGCCGUGGCGCCGAGGCGUGAUGCGCUGGAGGCCCGCCGGGCGAGAGGCCUAGCGGCCGCGGCGCGAGGCGCUGGAGGCCAUCUGGGCGAGAGGCCCAGCGGCCGUGGCGCCGAGAUGGCAGGAGCGCGGCAUUUUGCUGCGCCGUCGACGCCCGGCAGCGCCGGGAGCUACGAGCGACUGCAUGGCGCCGAGUUCGGCGACUUCAAGGAAUUCAUCGACUUCAAUUUUGUGGAGCGGCACGUCGCGGAGGACGUGCCGGGGCGCCUGUGCCGCGGAGUGGUGCCCUGCUCGAGGAGAGGGGCACGUGAGGAGCGGCAUGGGCGCACAGGCGGCGGAGUGCGGGCCGGCGACGACGGCCCCGGUGGCGACGGCUGCUUGCCCCGCGCUGCCGCGUGGCUCAAG
Molecule: messenger RNA, 5763 nt
Organism: Prorocentrum cordatum
Lineage: Eukaryota; Dinophyceae; Prorocentrales; Prorocentraceae
Source: the annotation of a GenBank genome assembly